GACAAGGUGAAUUCAAGCGUAAGUUAUGUAAUGAAUAAAUACACUGAAGACUCGCAGUACGUCAUUCGUAAACAACUUUGUUAUUAUUUGUCGAAGCUGAACAGUCCAGCAUGGCAUCAACAGAGACAUCCCUCAGUGCAGGAACUUCUAAAUCAAACAAAAUGGACAGACUCAGAAAUUUACAACUCAGAAUGAAUGAAGCCAGAAAAAUGAAUCACCAAGAAGUGGUUGAAGAAGACAGAAGAAAGAAGUUACCAGAGAAUUGGGAACAGAAAAGAAAGAGAGUUGAAUGGGAUGAAAGCCAGGAAAAAAAACGUAAAGAAUGUGAAGAAAAAGGAGAAGAUUUUGACAGAGUAAAAUUGUUAGAUCUUGGUGCUGAUGAAGCAGAAAAAUGGGAAAGAAAGAAGAAAAAGAAUAAUCCUGAUCCUGGAUUUUCUGAUUAUGCAACAGCAACCUAUAGACAAUAUCAAAGGAACACAAAAUCUCUCAAACCAGAUUUAGAGAAUUACCAAAGACUGAAGGAAAAAUUAGGUGAUGAAGUGUAUGCCACAACAAGUACACUGAGUACAGUUCAACAUAAAGACAACCCAGACGCUGUAGAUAAAAUGGUUACAGACUUGGAAAAACAAAUUGCCAAAAGAGAAAAGUUCAGUAGGAGAAGAACAACAGAUGAAGAAGCAGAUAUAGACUUUAUCAAUGAGAGAAAUGCUAAAUUCAACAAGAAGUUGGAGAGAUUCUAUGGUACCUACACAGCUGAAAUUAAACAGAAUCUGGAGAGAGGAACUGCAGUAUAGAUCCUAAAUGAACUGUAUAUAUUGUAAUAUUGGUUUUUAUGGUGUUGAACAGAACUGUAUGCUUAUUGAAAACAGAGGUUAAUUUAUAUAUUGUAACCUGGUCAGAGUUGUUAUUUUGGAUGAACAAUGCAUUUAAAAUUGUUCCCUGUAUGAAUUAUCGAAGUAAUUAUUACAAAUGAUCAUUAAAUUGAAAACCUAAUAAAAAAUAUUCUGAAUCAAGGAGAAGCUGAUUCACUGAGGUUAAAAAAUGUGAAAGAUAUUGAUAAAGAUAUAUUCAAAUUGCCUUACAAAUCAUUUUGAAACCUCUGUUUUUUUUUGGGUCAAAUAUUUGAUAGACAGAAUGAUAUUCACAUGGCAUAGAGUUUUACAAAGGGAAAAAACAACUGAUAUUGAUGUUCAUAUAGGAUUGAAAACAUUUUUUUGUAAUUGAAUGGAGAUUUUUUAUGAUAUUAUACUAUGUACUUGUUCAUGAAAAAUGAAGCAUGUAUUAGAUUUUGUAUUGUUCACUUCUCUUCCUGUAAGAUCAUGCAUAUAAUGAAACAUUUUGACACCUACAACUUCAUAAUCUUAAUUUGUUUAAUUAUUUAAAUUAUUUUGUACACAAAUCAUUUAUAAAUUGAAGAAGAACCUCUUUUGAGACAGCAUGAUUUUAGAUUAAAAAGAAUACUGUUAGUUUAAUUUCAAUUGUUGGAUGAUACAGUAAUGAAUUAUCUCCCCUUUCAUGAACAGUUUAUUACAACAUAGACAAUAUAAAUAAUUUAACAUGCACAUAAUAAAUGAUAGAUUGUAUAUUAAAUAUAUUGUUUUGUGUAUAUUUCUAUAUUUCAUUAUUAAACAUUACUUUGCCAAAGAAUGUGUACCUGCAAGUGACAAUAUCAAUUUGGAUAUCCAACAUUAUGAAAGAAGAUAGAAGUUUUAUCACCAAAAAAUUGCACAAAGCUAACAUAUAAAAAACUAAAAUUUGGAUUUAAAAUUAUUAUGAUUGGAAUAUGCAAUUUUUUUUCAAAAAGAUAAGUGCACAGGUGUUUUUUUAAAUGAAAUAUCAUAUUAUUUUAUACAGCUGUGUUUCAGUGUUUAUUAACUGAAUAUUGUUUUAAUUAUCUUUUUAUCAUCUAGUUCUUCUCUUUGUAUGUAAAUAUGUAACUCAUUUGGCUCCUGAAUAAGGACAUUCUAAUUUCGAUUAAUAAAUAUGACUUUUUA
This is a messenger RNA of Mytilus trossulus (common blue mussel), 1994 nucleotides long. RefSeq names its product pre-mRNA-splicing factor SYF2-like. The transcript has 7 exons. Lineage: Eukaryota; Metazoa; Mollusca; Bivalvia; Mytilida; Mytilidae. Gene Ontology annotation, cellular component: post-mRNA release spliceosomal complex; Prp19 complex; catalytic step 2 spliceosome. The record is from RefSeq and is a predicted model, not a curated record. The coding region runs from base 111 to 794 and encodes 227 amino acids.